AUGGUGUUGAAAAAAAUUAAAAUUUUAGACAAGGAAUCAAAAUUAGCGUUCUAUCAUGACGAACAUGUAGUUGUAAUUGAUGCACUAUUAAGAGAGAAAAGAAGAGUAAGAGAUGAAGAUUUAGCUUUGAAACUUAGAUUACCAACGAAAUUCGUUCGAAAGGUACUCAGUGAUUUGAAGAACGAUUCGCUCUUGAAAUCACAGGAGAUAAAGGUUGAACCGAAAGGACCGGGCGAUCGUGCUACCAACGUUGUUCUGUGGUACCUCGAUUACAAGUACUUGAUCGAUGUGCUCAAGUACCGAUUGUACAAGAUUCGUCAGAAGCUAGACGAACAAAAGGCAAAGAAGUUGGAUCUUCAGAGCUAUCGAUGUACCAACUGCUCAAAGAUGUUCACUGCCUACGACAUACCGCGAUUGCUCAACCCGAUGGAAGGUACUCUCGAGUGCGACACAUGCGGUGGUCUGCCACAGGAGGUGAUCAACGCAGAGACACAACGUGCCAACACCGAUCAGUUUGUUCAAAUCAAAAAGAUCAUCGAUCAGCUAAAGAAGACCGACGGUCUUCAAAUCCCGUUGUUUGCACGUGAUCUCGCCGAUGACACACAAGCUGCCGGUCCAUCCCUGACCAUCAACUCAAAUACCAAUCCUGCUUUUUCGAAACCAAUUGGUGCAUUUACAAGAGAUACCAGUAGUAACAACAAUAAUAAUAAUACAGUCAGAGGAUGGAUAGAUCCAUCUGCUCAGAAUUUGGAAUUCUACGUCGAUAUCUACGACUCUGAUAAUAUAGAUGGUUUAUUACCAUCAACUGUAAAAAAAGAAAUUAAGAAAACAGGAGUAUCAGUACCACCUUGGCUCUUAUCUACUAUAUCUAAACCAUCAGAGUUAGAGGCUAUUGCAAAAUCAAAAGUAUCUACUGAAACUGUAAAAAUAGAGAAACAACCACCACUUAAUGUUAUCCCAGCUAAAACAAAGCCAUUGGAUGAGAAAUUCUAUAUAGAUUAUAUAAAUAAACAUUUUAAAGAUGAUAUGAAUAAAGAUAAGGAAAAAGAUAAAGAUAAAGACGGUGAAUCACCAAUCAAAAAGAGAGAACCAUCCGAUGAUAUCGGAUUGGUACCAAAGAAAGCAAAGUUUGAACAUCUACCAGAGAUCUAUAUUGGUGACUCUAAGAAACCAAUCAAUCAAAUAACUGAAGAGGAUCAAGAGAAUAUGACCUCUCAAGAAUAUGAAAAAUUCAAUAAGUUAAAAGUUGUUUAUAUUUAUAAAUUGAAAAACAAUAAACAACCGCAACAACAACAACAAGUAAUUAAUAACUUAAAAAGGUCAAAUAAUAAUAAUAAUAAUAGUAAUAAUAAUAACAACAUUUAA
This is a messenger RNA of Heterostelium album PN500, 1365 nucleotides long. It is a transcript of the gene gtf2e1-1, whose product is annotated as transcription factor IIE. The transcript is spliced from 8 exons. The record is from RefSeq and is a predicted model, not a curated record. NCBI's taxonomy places the organism in Eukaryota, Evosea, Eumycetozoa, Acytosteliales, Acytosteliaceae. Gene Ontology annotation, biological process: transcription open complex formation at RNA polymerase II promoter; transcription initiation at RNA polymerase II promoter. Gene Ontology annotation, cellular component: transcription factor TFIIE complex. Bases 1 to 1365 code for a protein of 454 amino acids.